Sipha flava (yellow sugarcane aphid) is the source of this 536-nucleotide messenger RNA. RefSeq names its product ubiquitin-like protein ATG12 (gene Atg12). The transcript is spliced from 4 exons. Gene Ontology annotation, biological process: C-terminal protein lipidation; autophagy of mitochondrion; autophagosome assembly. Gene Ontology annotation, cellular component: Atg12-Atg5-Atg16 complex; phagophore assembly site membrane; cytoplasm. The record is from RefSeq and is a predicted model, not a curated record. The coding region runs from base 216 to 536 and encodes 106 amino acids. NCBI's taxonomy places the organism in Eukaryota, Metazoa, Arthropoda, Insecta, Hemiptera, Aphididae.
UUUUAUACAUUUGUUACUUCUAUUUUAUAAUUACAAGGCAGUGUGUGUUAAUUUUGAUUUAUUCUCUACUUACCUUAGGUUCUUAGGUUAAGCUUAAUACUCAAGUGUGACUAAAUUUUGAACUGAAUCAUCAAACUGUUGAUAAAUCAGUAAAAUUGGAAAUUAAGACUAUGUUUUAAAUAGUGUAUAUAAAAUAUAUUUAUUCUACUGCUGCUAUGGAUGAAGAUACUAAUGAAUUCAGUUCAUCAAAAUUUGCUAUAGAAAAUAAAGAAAAAAUUGAAAUAUUGUUAAAAGCAACUGGUAAUGCACCUAUUCUUAAGACAAAAAAAUGGAUGGUUGAAAAAGAAAAAACGGUUGCUGCCAUUAUUGAGUUUUUACGAAAACUUUUAAAAAUGGAAUCUUCUGAAACUUUGUUCUUAUAUGUAAAUCAAGCAUUUGCACCACAACCAGAUCAAACAAUGAAAAAUUUAUUUGAUUGUUACAACACAGAUGGUCGUCUUGUAUUGCAUUAUUGUAAAACCCAAGCUUGGGGAUAA